AUGUUUGGCGCAGUAUGCUCAGGUAGACCCAUCCAAUUGGCCCAGCAGGUAGAGCCUACCAAAUAUGUGCUCACCAUUGACAAUGCAGCAAGCAUCAACCAUGUGGCUAUCUUCCUACUUCCCCAGACCGAGUUCACUGAUCCAAACUUCACAGCACUCGUUUACUUCCAGCUCCUGACAAGUGUUGAGUUCAAGCUUCUUGGAGGCCUCAAUCCCGUGAAGCCAUCGGCAAUCUUCAAGUUGAACAAUACCACCGGUCUGUCCACUUCAUAUUUGGCCGACGACGACGCUAUGAAUGAUGUAGAUUCCGCAGCAGCUGCCAACACCACAAUCAACAUUGGUAUCUCUAUAGAGCCCACACCGCAGGCUGAGCAAUUGCUACAGGCGGAGAAACAGAAGAGCUCCUCAGCAUUGGUUCCAAAAGCAAACACUCCCAAGCCAGCACCAAAAGCACCGCUGGAUAUUGCUAAUUUGGCAAACAGAAUCGUGCAACAUGCAUACAACUAUUUGAGUGGGUUCGUGGACCCAGCAGGAAAAGUACCUAUGAAGGCUUUCGACACUUGGUGGGACAAGUUCAAGACAAAACUACAGACCAAUCCCAAUUUCCUCGAGGAGCUCAACUGA
Candidozyma auris is the source of this 624-nucleotide messenger RNA. RefSeq lists its product as uncharacterized. The transcript has a single exon. Gene Ontology annotation, cellular component: cytosol; nucleus. Gene Ontology annotation, molecular function: nuclear import signal receptor activity. Gene Ontology annotation, biological process: protein import into nucleus. The coding region runs from base 1 to 624 and encodes 207 amino acids. The record is from RefSeq and is a predicted model, not a curated record. Lineage: Eukaryota; Fungi; Ascomycota; Pichiomycetes; Serinales; Metschnikowiaceae.